Naegleria fowleri is the source of this 612-nucleotide messenger RNA. RefSeq lists its product as uncharacterized. Bases 1 to 612 code for a protein of 203 amino acids. The record is from RefSeq and is a predicted model, not a curated record. The transcript is spliced from 2 exons. Lineage: Eukaryota; Heterolobosea; Eutetramitea; Acrasida; Naegleriidae.
AUGACUGGCUUCUCUGUUGAUCAUAUUGCUACUGGGCACGCUUGGACUGAAGGCUCAGGCAAGACUUGGAAACAAACUCAAACCGGAGCUGCUACUUUCCAAUGGGUACAAGAUGGAACAGGACGUGUUGCUCAUGGAGUUGCUGUUCAAUCCAAGAAGGAUAAGCAAUGGCAUGUUCAUAUUACUUUCGAUGGAAAUACUCAUUGGAAGCUCACCCCAAGUGCUGAUGGAAAUCAAUUGCAAGGACCAUCGGAUACCUUCACUCUUCACUCCUCUGGAGCAAAAUCUACCUUUGAAAAGAAGGACAAGAUUAAGCCAAAACUUGAAGGUGCUGAUUACACUGAAAACUCAGGAGCAGUUUGGCACGUGACUCAUCACAAGGGUGGUAAAUUUGAAAUGACCAAUCAGAGAGAUCAAAGAGUGUGCCACGGCACUGUUGGUAAAGAUCAACAAAAGAAUCACUUUGUGGUUUAUUUGGAAUUCCCUGGAAAUGUCACCAUGAGAGUUGAAACUGCAGAUUUGGCAACAUUGAAUUUACCUAAUGGUGAUGUCUUUAGAAGAACCAGUGAGGGAAAGAAGAAGGACAAGAAGGAAAAGAAGGACAAACAUUAA